Messenger RNA from Pisolithus orientalis, 1620 nucleotides. RefSeq lists its product as uncharacterized. Gene Ontology annotation, cellular component: mitochondrion. The coding region runs from base 1 to 1323 and encodes 440 amino acids. Lineage: Eukaryota; Fungi; Basidiomycota; Agaricomycetes; Boletales; Pisolithaceae. The record is from RefSeq and is a predicted model, not a curated record. The transcript has 7 exons. Gene Ontology annotation, molecular function: catalytic activity; FAD binding.
AUGGGUAAAUACCACGGGAAAGCAAAUACCGUACUGCGGCCUCGCACCACACACGAGGUCAGCGAAAUAGUCAAAUAUUGUGCAAGUCGGCGGAUCGGCAUAGUACCGCAGGGCGGUAACACUGGUCUGGUGGGCGGAAGCAUUUCCCUUCAUAAAGAAGUCGUCCUCAACCUUGGCGCGAUGUCGAACGUGCGGAAAUUCGAUCCGGUCUCUGGUAUACUAGUGGCAGAUGCAGGUUGCAUCCUCCAGUCACUGAGUGAUCACAUCGCACCCGACAGUCACAUCAUGCCGCUCGAUCUGGGGGCAAAGGGAAGUUGUCAGAUAGGCGGAAAUAUUUCAACGAAUGCUGGAGGUUUACGGCUUCUGCGAUAUGGGUCUCUACAUGGCAGCGUCCUUGGACUCGAGGUCGUGCUUCCAGAUGGUACUAUACUGGAUCAGCUUUCUACUCUCCGCAAGGACAACACAGGAUACGAUCUCAAACAACUUUUCAUCGGCGCCGAGGGCACACUUGGCAUAGUUACCGGCGUCUCCAUCCUCACCCCACCCGCACCACAGGCAACUAACAACGUCUUCCUUGCGUUGCCUCAUUUCGACAACGUGCUCCCCUUGUACCAAACAGUGAAGAGACAGCUCGGUGAAAUCAUGUCAGCGUUUGAAUACAUCGAUCGAACUGCGUACGACAUGGCACUGUCACACGGUCUUGGACCUGUGUUGGAUGCCAAGGAGGUGGGUGACGCACGAUGCUUUGUGCUGAUCGAGACAAGUGGAAGUAACGAAGACCAUGAUAUGGAGAAACUGAAUGUGCUCCUAGAAUCAUUGAUGACAGCGGAUGAACCCCUGAUACUUACAGGAACUCUCUCACAGUCACCUGGCCAAUUUGAGUCUCUCUGGGCAGUCAGGGAGGGCCUGCCCGAAUGCGUGCAGAAGGAAGGGAAACCGUACAAGUAUGAUGUUUCCGUCCCUCUCGCCGACUUUCAAAAGGUCGUGGAUUCUGUCCUUGGGCGGAUGAUAUCCAUGGGCUUACACGGGGACCAUGCGGUCUCGAAGGUCGUGGGCUUCGGCCAUAUUGGUGACGGAAAUCUGCACCUGAACGUCAUUGCUAAACGUGGGUACAGCCCCGAAAUUGAGGCUGCUCUUGAGCCUUUCAUAUACGAACUUGUUGCAUCCCGCAGAGGCUCUGUUUCGGCAGAACAUGGAAUUGGGUCGAUGAAAACACAUGCUCUCCACUACUCAAAGGACAGCGUGAGCAUCGAGUGGAUGCGGAAGAUUAAGCAAGUAUUCGAUCCGCUCAAUAUCAUGAAUCCAGGCAAGGUUCUCCCGUAGAGCAAGUCGUCUAUUACAACUCGUGUAUCUACUCAUGGUUUUGGCGAGGAGGCUAAGCGCUGAACAAUCCUCCAGCGAGCAUUCAACGCUCAUAGUCGUCCGAUGGCAUAGGUAGCAAAUGUGACGUAAGCAUCACCUCUCGACUCUACUUCGGACAACGCGAACGGCAAUGCCAUGUCUGUAGUGAGUACAUGAGACUGGAUCUCGUUAGUAGACUACUCUGUGCUGGUCUGUAUCAUAGGCUGCUGAGGGAAAUUGCAUACGAAUCGUACUGCAUACUUGAACCCGAAAAAAUGG